Messenger RNA from Aspergillus wentii DTO 134E9, 1392 nucleotides. It is a transcript of the gene tim21, whose product is annotated as protein tim21. The transcript is spliced from 5 exons. Bases 289 to 1008 code for a protein of 239 amino acids. The record is from RefSeq and is a predicted model, not a curated record. Gene Ontology annotation, cellular component: TIM23 mitochondrial import inner membrane translocase complex. Gene Ontology annotation, biological process: protein import into mitochondrial matrix. Lineage: Eukaryota; Fungi; Ascomycota; Eurotiomycetes; Eurotiales; Aspergillaceae.
UAAAAGUCAUGGAUAUAUCCAGGUCUGAAGACUCAUUUUCUGAAAGCGAUGGAAUGUAACAAUGCGUAUUGAGAAUACACCGCUCCACACUUUUGCAUGAAACUUUCAAACCGAGAGGCUGAAACCACCCAAACCGUCAUUCCACGUGACCAAAUAUCCAAUUCCAGGCCCAUCCCCACACGGUUUCAUAGAAAUCAGAUCCAUCUUUUAUUUUUCUAUACCAGGUUUUAAAUACCGCCAAACUACAUGAUCCCAUGCCGACCACCUGGGUCAUGAUCAGUUGUCGCAAUGAAUCCCUCUCUUCGACUUAGCAACCCCCUCCUCCCCCGGACGUCCAAUGCCGCAUCUGCCCUCCUCCGUUCUACCUCUCCCCGCACGACGAAAUUAGAUCGUUUCUAUGCAACUCAGAGUAAUAUCGGCGGAGGAUCCGGACCAAAGGCGACUCCGAAACGAAGGAAUGUCACUGUGUUGUCUGAUGAUGGCCGAUAUGAGUGGGCGGAGUUAAGCGGAAAAGAAAAGGUUGCGCGGGCUACGCAACAGUCGAUCAACUUUGCGGUUGUACUAGCUGGAGCUGUAUUGACGGGCGGUGUUUUCACUCUACUCUACCUCGAAGUCUUCUCUCCGAACAGCAAAACAUGGCAAUUCGAAAAGGCGGUUGAGCGCAUCCUUGAUGAUACGCGAUGCACGGAUCUACUGGGUGACCGGCGACAGAUCAAGGCAUAUGGAGAUAGUACCUGGAGCCGAUGGGCACGGAGCAGACCCAUUGCCACAUCUAUCGAAAAGGAUCGUGUCGGCCGUGAGCAUCUUAGGAUGAACUUUCACGUUGAAGGACCUCUUAACUCCGGAAUCGUGUUCGUGCACAUGAUCAAACCGAUCGGCAAGAGUGAAUGGGAAUAUCAACUUCUUGCAUUGGAUGUCAAGGGCCAUUCUCGCGUCACCCUUGAAAAAGCGUCAGAAAAGCCCGGAGUUGGAAGCGCAUUGAAACUUUUGGGCAUUCAAUGGCGGUAAACAGCUGCGCUAGUAUUCGCUAUCAUAGGUGCAGUAAACCACGCUGUCCUGUAAUUAUCGAGUCCUGUCAAAAAGCUACCCAUGUAUAGCUUUGCAGGACCACGUUGAAGCUGGAUCCUUUGAAGAUUCCCAGCCUUGCAUACUUGGGCAUUGAGCCACGCAGCAUAUGUGCCUGCCAAACUUUUUUGUACUAUAUUCGACGACUAUGAGGCAGUCGAGACAAUACGAGCUCUCUGCCUCACGUACGGGUAAAAAGCCCAUUGUCGUGACCGAAUUGGGUGGCCAGUACCACUCCUUUGAGACUUAAGCAAGUCACUCGAUGUUGUAUUAUAGAAUGACCAUGAAGCAUCAAAUGUCAAUAUCUAGGAUAUAAAAAAACCAGUA